Messenger RNA from Vollenhovia emeryi, 3472 nucleotides. RefSeq lists its product as uncharacterized. Lineage: Eukaryota; Metazoa; Arthropoda; Insecta; Hymenoptera; Formicidae. Bases 2503 to 2859 code for a protein of 118 amino acids. The transcript is spliced from 4 exons. The record is from RefSeq and is a predicted model, not a curated record.
UGUUAAAGUGAGCUGAAUGUUUCAAUCAGCAUGUUCGAUUAGCAAAAGCUGAAAAAAGUUCGGAGACUGCAUAUUGCAUUUUGCAUAUACUUAAAAUAUGCUUUGCCCAUACAUACCUACAGAACCGAAAAUCAAAUUCAGUAACAAAGUCUCGUGAAAAUCGAUGUGAAGUAAAAUAAAACAACACUGGACAACAUUGAACGAUACUGAAAAAUGAGGUCGUAAAACGUCGUGUUUAAUUAGUGUCGGCGAAAUUAAUUCCAAUUUGAUCCGUCUGGUUUUUAUUUGUCUUCACACUACCGUAUGAUAGCACACGUUUUACUUCGUGCAGAACAGAAAACAAGACACUCUCAUAAAGAUCCACGAAGGAGGGAGAAACGAUACAUAAAUAUCACGGGUUCUCAUAAAAGUUAGUGUUGUCGCUUCUUGCUGCUGACACUGUAUGCAAGAAAGUAAGAUGAAGGCUUACGUCUGCGUGAUCUUAAUGGUGAUGUGCGGUGUGGCUCACUCUCAUAACUCUACAUACAGAGCAGAACAAGACUAAACAGUAGACGACUCUACCGGUGAUCAUUCCGAAACCAAUGUGACUAACAAUAAGUAAGAAUAAAUACGCGGAAAUGUAGAACAACUUUCGCAUUGUAUUCUUUGGAUAUUAUUUUCGGAUUUUAACACACGUGUACAAUUUUAGGCUGCUUCUAUCUAGGCAAGUUUUAUGGAGUGGGUGCACAUACUCUUCACCGGUGCACACAGCUGAUAUGUGACGAUUACAGUGAAUUACAUUUUAAUGAGUAAGUCAAAGUAUUUUGUAUAAUUCUGCAAACUGUAUCAUUAUGUAUUUCACCUAACUUAACUGGUUAUAAGAUUUCACGUAUCACGAAAAGUCAAUUCGAAGAAUAAAGAAAAUACAAAUUUGUCUUAUAUGCAUAUAGGGGACAAUUUUUUUAUGCCUAUUCUUGUUGGGAAAACUGACGGGUAUACAAUUACAAUAUUUUAAUUAUCGAUUGCGCUUUAAUGCAAAUUAAUUUUUCAUGAUGCGUAAUCGAUGAUAAUGAUACGUGAUUAGUCAUCUAAGUUAUAAGACAAUAAAGGAGAGAUGUCCUGAAAUUUAAAUAAGAAACAAUAGAUUUUUUCGUACGAUGCUGAGACUCAGUUUUCCGAACUAUCAAAUUCGUGGAUGAACACAGGAAAUGUGCUAUUUGUAGAAAGUUCAAAAAAUUUCAUGCGAUUUUUGCUCUGUUUCUUAAAGAAAGUACACGAUUCCUGGGACACGAUGUACUUCGUAUGAUACUCACUAAAUUAUAAAGUUAACAGCUUUAAAGUAAAUUUUAAAACAAACAUGAUAUAUCGUAAGAAAAUAUUUUGCACAGAACGUCUCAUAUUAUUUCACAUUUCUAAAUAUCUUUCUCUUCUGACGGACAUAUUUAAAAAAAUUACUUCGUAUUUCGAUAUGGAAUUUACUCAUGUAAGACUCUGUCAUGAUUUCAAUGUCAAUAUCCACAAAAUUUCCCUUUCGUGAUCUAAUUUUAUUUCGUUUGUUUCCAGUUGCCCUGAAAUUAGUUGUGAAUAUUUUGAGCAACGAAUUUUGGUCGCUGGUCCAAGGAUAGGCAAGCCUUAUCCAGAUUGCUGUCAAGAAUUUGUUUGUGUCACCUUAAAUAUGCAUUAAAUCUCAUUUUUAAAUUCUUAUAAAUAAUUACAAUAUCUAUUUAUAAAACUAUCAUAAGCAUUAUACAAAAGAGCAUCAACGUGUGGUUACUUAAUUAAAAAAGUAAACUUUUUAAAUAAAUGGUUACAACAGAAAAAUACGUAUUAACCCUUUGAAGCGUACAGUUUUCCUUUCAGCCGAUUUUUCUGAAACUUAUUGUUAGUACUUAAAAGUUUUUUCGGUCGCUGGUUACCAUUCUGGUGUUCUCGAAACUAUAAAAUUCAAAAUAGCAUAUCCAAGAUGGUGGUUUAAAAUUACAAAAAUCAAUCAAUGUUUCUAAGAUUUAAUGUUUAAAAGUUUUUUUAGGUCGUUGAUUACGAUUCUGGUGUAAGAAUUACAAAAUUCAAAUGCAGAUUUUCAGGCGUUCAUGUUGGAUCCACCAUUAUAAAUUUUGUAAUUCUGAUCUCAUAUGUGUAAUCAGCAACGUAAAAAACAACCUAAAAAAAAGUUUUUCAUCCGAACACGUUUUGCAUGUACAUAUAAGACCAGAUACCAAAUUCAACAACAAAGUCACGCAAAAACAUGAAAUCAAAAUGAGAUGACUGUACUACGUUCAAGUGAAAUCGUAAUACGCCGUGUUUAAUUAAUAAUAUCGUUAAGACUAAUUUGGUCUUCCUUGUUCUUUUGUAUCUUCUCGACAUUGUCAUUUACGAUAACGCACGUUUUUAAUCGCAAAACAGAAAAUCAGAUGUUCUACUAAGAUCCAUGAAGGAGGGAGAAACAAUACUUAAAAGUCAUGGACUCUUUCGAGUUUUAGUAUUGUCGUUUCUUGCUCGUGACUCUAUAAACAAGAAAGCAAGAUGAAGAGCUACGUCUGUACCAUUUUGCUGUUUUUAUGCGUAGUGGUUUACUCUCAAUAUCCUGAUAACCCUUUAGGUUGUGAAUAUGAAGACAAGUUUUAUAGUCUGGGUAAACAUACGAUUUACAGCAACAUUUCUGAGGGUACACUUACGAGUCAGCCGUGCACAGAGCUGAAUUGUGAACGGUUCGGUCGAAUAACGCUUACCUCGUGUCCUCGAGUUGGUUGUAAUCCCCCAAUGAAACUAGUUUAUCUCUAUAAGAAAAACGCUGGCAUAAGAAGAGACAAGCCUUAUCCAGAUUGCUGUCUAAAAACCGUUUGUUUGGCCACGACUUUCAACUACUCAUACUUCGUAUAAGCGUUCAAUGAAAAUUAAUUGGUAAUAGUUGAAUCGAAAUAUUGGUAAAAUGUAUCGAAUAAAUUUUCAUUUGAUGCCGAUUCGACAUCUUUGUAACCAAUUAUUUUUUCACUGAGUGAAUGCAUACUGGAAAUGUAAACGUAUUCAGGUUAUUGAAGUAAGUGCACAGCUCACGUGCUUCAAGCUCUAUCGCAACUGUAAUGAACACUUCUUUGUCGCGUCGAAGCACGUAAAGUUAAAUUUCUUGAUUUAGUUUUGCGCGAUUAAAUAACAUCGCUGUGUAAUGCGCGUAAUUGCAUAAUCAAUAUGCUUAUAUCGCUGUAAUACAUUUCUCCUUUUAUUUCCGUGUACAUCGAACGGCGUCGAUGAUAAGCGAGGAAACGUGAGGUUUUGUAACUUUUUGAAAGUGUUAACCCGUUCGUUUAUCUCAAAUAUUGCGCUUAUACGCAAUGAUUUUUCGGGAACAACGUAUGAACGUAUAAUGACAUUGCUAGUCGUAAUAUAUACUCGUGUAUACAAAUGUUUUACUCGAAAUACAAUAUGAAAUAUUACGUAUUUAUCGAGAACAUUUGUCUAAUUUUAUUUCUACCUGUCCACACUGCAAUUGGUUUCU